AGUGGUAGCAGGAAUGAGCUGGGAAUUGUGUCUGCUUUCUCCUCAAACGGGCCAACUAUCUGAUCUGGGGCAUCCCUGAGCUGAAGAGGGAAGGGAGGGAAACCUGCAGGGCUCUGGCUGUCACUAUGUGCUAUGGAAAAUGUGCAAGGUGCAUCGGACACUCUCUGGUGUGGAUUUCUGUCUUCUGCAUCGUAGCUAAUAUUCUGCUCUACUUCCCGAAUGGGGAAACAAAAUAUGCUCUUGAUGAUCACCUUAGCCGCUUUGUGUGGUACUUUGCCGGCAUCGUAGGCGGAGGUCUGCUGAUGCUCCUGCCAGCUUUUGUGUUCAUUGGGCUGGAGGAAGAUGACUGCUGCGGCUGUGAAAACUAUGGCAAGCGAUGCACAAUGCUUUCGUCUGUACUGGCUGCUCUCAUUGGAAUUGCGGGAUCUGGCUACUGUGUCAUUGUGGCAGCGCUGGGUUUGGCAGAAGGACCAAAGUGUAGUGAUUCCCAGGGUGUGUGGAACUACACCUUUGCCAGCACUGAGGGACAGUACCUUCUGGAUUCCUCUACAUGGUCCAAGUGCUAUGAGCCCAAGCAUAUUGUGGAGUGGAAUGUAACACUGUUUUCUAUCCUCUUGGUCCUGGGUGGAACUGAAUUCAUCUUGUGUCUCACUCAAGUAAUAAAUGGAGUGCUUGGAGGCAUAUGUGGCUACUGCUGCUCUCACCAACAGAGAUAUGACUGCUAAAUGAACACAAGACAGGACCACACGCUUCCUUUAUUUCCCUGUAAUUUGUAUAUUUUUCUUGUGUUACAAAACUUUGCACUGUUGUAUCAUAGUCCACACAUUCUGCUUUUAUAAAGAAAUGUGCUGACAGUCAUAUGACGUCAGUGUUUACAUUUAUAAAGAAAACUUUGUUUUAAAGAAUGAAGCAGCAAACUGCACUCAUUCUGAAGGUGUUUUACAGACUGAAUGACUGUUCUCAGAGUAGCUGAAAUGAACUCUUCAAUGUUUAAGAUAAAAAUCACAUCAACUACUGUGCAUAUGUGUGUCUUUUUUAAAUAAACGAUCUCCAAUUUCCAUUUUAUGACCAAGAAGGACCAAACCCUCCCCCCCCAAAGAUGUAUUUUACUGUUUAUUUGAUGUUUCCCAUUUGUAGGUAUACAAAUCUCUAGGAGGACCCUGAAGCAAGAGAAAAGCACUUGCCUGGAUUUGGAAAUCUCAUUGAGAAAAUGUGAACCCAAGUAUAUAAAGGGAAAUAUGUAAAGCUGCCAGUAGCUGUGAACACUACUAGAUGCUCAAGUGUUCUACCACGUAGAAAGCUUUUUGCCCUUCAGAGACUAAGAUUGUGUAUGUAAAGAGUAAGGUCAGGAUGGUUGGAUGAGAAGAAAAAUGAGUUGAUUGCCAUGGUGGGAAAGUGGCAGAGGUAGGGCAGGGGCAGGCUGCCCACAGGGGAAUGUUUCCCAAACUUGCUUGUUGAGCAUACAAUGAAGUAUUCUCUACCAUUCAGCUGUGGUUUGGGUUUUACAUCUGAAAUGCCACCCUCUUCAGUCAGGUAAUUUAUGGGAGUCUGGUAGAGAGGACCUCUUCCUAACCCUUAGAAAGAUCUAUUACCUUUUGUGGAAGACAAAGCCUGCAUUUUCAGAGCACAGGCCUUUAGCUCCGGGGAGCUGGUUAAUAGGAUUUGGCUUUAAAGAUUACCCACAGUGAAUACACCCCAGUAGAACAUGUCAGUGGCAUUGUCCACAGCUCCUGAUUUUCCCUCCCUGUCUGUGCUCUACAGGUUGGGUGGCAUCUAUGCCACAGGCUUGCUUUCUUCUGGGUCCUCUCUCCUGCUUCCCCUGCCUUAUCCCCUCUUCUACUUUUUUUUUCUAUCAACAGAUUAACCAUGGCUAUGCUAUCCCUUGAGGCUAUCAAGCCAGCUAGUUAGUUUUCUUUUCUGCUGAGUGCUCCAAUCAUCAAACUCCUAGACGGGAGCCUUUCAUGGCUGUCCUCUGAGAGGCUUUGCCCAGCAAUGGAACGAAACAGAAACCAAGAUUCAAAGCCAAAAACUGGACGGAGAAUUGGGAGCUUUAUAGAAGAGUUUGGGGGCGGGGUAGAGGAAAGAGGAUAGAAUGACCCGGACCAGACAGGAGCCCCGCAAGAAGAUCAGCAGACCCAGCUAACCUGGGGGCCCAGAGGGGCUUGAGGAGACUGAAGCACCAACCAAGGACCGGGCAUGGACUAGACCUAGGCUCUCUACACACAUAUACCCAAUGGGCAGCUUAGCCUUUGCGUGGGUCCACAGAAAGAGCAUGGAGGCUGUCUCUGAUAUGGUCUUUGUUGCAUGCCUUUCGAUCACUUCAUCCCUGUGUGGCUGCCUUGCCGGGACACUGUGAAAGAGGAGGUGCACAGUACUGAUGAGACCAGAUGUGCAGGGGCAGAUUUAUGGGGAGGGGCAGAGAGAGGGGAUAGAGGGAUGAGGGAGG
Psammomys obesus (fat sand rat) is the source of this 2446-nucleotide messenger RNA. RefSeq names its product transmembrane 4 L six family member 1 (gene Tm4sf1). The coding region runs from base 126 to 725 and encodes 199 amino acids. The transcript is spliced from 6 exons. NCBI's taxonomy places the organism in Eukaryota, Metazoa, Chordata, Mammalia, Rodentia, Muridae. The record is from RefSeq and is a predicted model, not a curated record. Gene Ontology annotation, cellular component: membrane.